Messenger RNA from Hypanus sabinus (Atlantic stingray), 12791 nucleotides. It is a transcript of the gene pdgfrb, whose product is annotated as platelet-derived growth factor receptor, beta polypeptide. Gene Ontology annotation, molecular function: platelet-derived growth factor beta-receptor activity; platelet-derived growth factor binding; ATP binding. The transcript has 23 exons. The record is from RefSeq and is a predicted model, not a curated record. Bases 435 to 3620 code for a protein of 1061 amino acids. Lineage: Eukaryota; Metazoa; Chordata; Chondrichthyes; Myliobatiformes; Dasyatidae. Gene Ontology annotation, cellular component: signaling receptor complex. Gene Ontology annotation, biological process: protein phosphorylation; angiogenesis; multicellular organism development.
UACAGAUCAGUACGGUUGGGCAAGAGCGAUUCGUACAGGCUGUGCGUCAACUUCUGGCGAGGAAAGUUCUUACUCCUAACAUCCUUUUUUUAAUCACACACACACUUACCCAGAGAGAAAAAAAACGGCGGGCGCGUUGCCAGAGGAAUUGUCUUAGAAUUGAACUCGAAUACAGGAAACGAAAUCUGCCUCCGCCAACACUCCGAAGUUGUGGAUGUGAAAGGGGAGUUCCUCGGCUUAUUUUCUGUCCUCUCGCUUGCAGUUUGGAGAAGAAAACAUUUUCCCCUGUUCUCCUCCUCCUAGCCGGUUGGCUUCGGAACAUGAAGCUCGUUUGAAGACUUUUCUUUGCGCUCGGAGGUCGAUUCUGAGGGAGAUAUUGUCUCGUUUCCCUCUCUCUACGGAACCCCAGUUCAUUGUCCUGCCUGGGCUUGAAGAUGUCCACCGUCCGUUGGGAUCUCCUCCUUGCAGGAUUCCUCUUUAUGUGCUCGCUUGCCGAGAAUUCCAGAGGCCGCAUGGAAAUACAGGAUGUCAUUCUGACUCCUUCCUCCAACAUUACCCUGAACUGCACUUCCAGUGGGCCCGUGGCCUGGUUCUACGACAAGGUGGCGAAUGUUCACACUGACGGCAACGUCCUGCACAUCUACAAUGCGGCCAGUUAUCACAACAGGGAGUACAUCUGCUCUGCAAAUAAAACCGAGAUUCUGCACUUCUUCAUUUUUGUGCCAGAUCCCAAUGAGUGGUUCCGACCACAGACCCAGCAGGAGAUGUUCAUCAUGGCUGAGGAGUCCGUGGACGUGUUCAUUCCCUGCGUGGCAACCAAUCCGGAACUGCAGGUCACCCUCUACCACGUGGAGACCGAGACCACCAUCGACACCCCCUAUGACAGGCGACAGGGGUUCCUCGGCAAGUUCAAAGGUGGAACCUACAAGUGCCGGGCUAAGUUAGGGAAAAAGGAACAGGUGUCUGAUGAAUACGUUGUGGAAACAAUUCAAGUUUCUGAGAACCUUGUGGUUAAACUUCAUGCCUUGCGGACUUUAGUGAAGAAGAACGAGUUAAUAAGUGUCACCUGCUCUGCAAAUAUCGAGCUGCUGGAAUUUUCCUGGUCUUACCCAAGGGCAAAGGAUGCUGUGAUGAGGGUCACAGAAGGGAGCCAGGAAGUGAACUCAACACUCGAGUUGGAAGAGGCGACACUGGGGGACACCGGAUGGUACAACUGCAGCAUCAAGGGCUAUUACCCCGAUCAGUCAGAACACAAAUCUCUUCACAUUACUGUGCUGGACAAAGGAUUCAUCGAGCUGAGGACAGAGCUGUCCGAGGUGGAGUACGCAGAGUUGUCCGAGGUGAAGAUGUUUGCUGUCAACAUCACGGCGUACCCAGCUCCCACCGUCAGGUGGCUGAAGAACAAUGUGCCCUUCAAUGAAAGGACCAACCAAGUGACCUUCAGCAACAAGUCCCUGGGAGAAAACAGGUAUCAGUGUACCCUCAAUCUCAUCCGAGUGAAGGAGGAAGACUUUGGGAAUUACAGCAUCCAGGUCUGGAAUGAGGAUGACAAGAAAGAAUUGACCUUCACCCUGAGCGUAAAUGUGCCAGCAAGAAUCUUGGAUCUCAGUGACUAUCUACAUAGCAAUGGCCUCCAAACCGUGACUUGCAUUACCGAGGGCUCGCCUUUGCCGAAAAUCACCUGGUACACAUGCCAGAACCUAAAGAGGUGUAACAGCAAGGACAGGAAGUGGAUACCACUGAAAGGGAACAGCAGUAGCAUCUGGGUGGAGAAACACGUCCCCGAGCGUCGAGCCAACCAGGUCUACCAGGUCCGGAGUGUCCUGACCCAGGAUAGUGGCAGUGGCAUCGCCACCGUGCGCUGCUCCGCCAACAAUGGCUUCGGCAGCGUUAACCGCGAGGUCAAGCUGGUCUCCAACGGCCCGCACUCUCAGCUGGUCACCGUGGCAACCAUCCUGGUGCUGUUGGUGAUCAUCAUCAUCUCGCUGGUGGUUCUGAUGGUGAUUUGGAGGAAGAAACCUCGCUAUGAAAUCCGUUGGAAGGUCAUUGAGUCAGUCAGUUCGGAUGGACAUGAGUAUAUUUACGUUGAUCCUACCCAACUGCCAUACGACUCCAGUUGGGAGUUUCCGAGAAGCCAGCUAUCCCUGGGAAGGACGCUCGGUUCAGGGGCGUUUGGCCGGGUGGUGGAGGCCACAGCUCAGGGCUUGAGUCAGUCCGAUUCCAUCAUGAAGGUUGCUGUGAAGAUGUUGAAGACCACUGCCAGGACCAGUGAGAAACAAGCUUUAAUGUCCGAGCUGAAAAUCAUGAGCCACCUUGGACCUCACCUCAACAUCGUCAACCUGUUGGGCGCCUGUACCAAAGGAGGACCCAUCUACAUCAUCACCGAGUACUGUCGCCAUGGCGACUUGGUGGACUACCUGUACCGCAACAAGCACAGCUUCCUACAGUUCCAUGGCGAGGCAGCACGGACACCCUCAACCGGGACCUCCGACAACAUGAAAUUCGAGAGGAUGAAGAGUUACGUGGCUCUCUCCUUCGACAGUGACGGGGGUUAUAUGGACAUGAACAAGGAGGAUCGGCUGGACUACACCCCCAUGCUGCAGGCCCGACCCCCACCUGCCUACGCACAGAUCGCCCACUCUGACUACGAUGGACCCUACCUGCAAGAGAAUUACACCCCCACCGAGCAGGAAGUUCCGGAACUCAGGCCUCUGGUCAGUGACUCGCCAGUCCUCAGCUUCGCAGACCUGGUCGGAAUCAGUUACCAGGUGGCACACGGAAUGGAGUUCCUCUCACUCCGAAACUGUGUCCAUCGAGAUCUAGCAGCAAGGAACGUCCUCAUCUGUGAAGGGAAACUGGCAAAGAUCUGUGACUUUGGACUGGCUCGGGACAUAGUGAACGAUUCUAAUUAUAUUUCAAGAGGAAGUACCUUUUUGCCUCUGAAGUGGAUGGCACCAGAGAGUAUCUUUAACAACCUGUACACCACGCUGAGUGACGUCUGGUCCUACGCUGUACUCCUGUGGGAGAUCUUCACGCUCGGGGGGACCCCUUACCCAGAGCUGCCGGUCAACGAUCAGUUCUACAACGCCAUCAGGAGUGGGUACCGAAUGCCCAAACCUCACUACGCCACCGACGAAAUAUACGCCAUCAUGAAGAAGUGCUGGAACGAUGAGUUUGAGAAGAGGCCCUCCUUCUCCAGCUUGGUCACAUCCAUGGGGAACUUGCUCUCUGAGAGCUACAAAAAGAGAUACGCUCAGGUUAGCCAGGAGUUCAUGAAGGGUGAUCACCCAGCCCUGCGCCGCACCAGGACCAGCACCCGCGGAGCCAACGACAGCGUCAUCUACUCCAACUGCCUACACCUCGAUGGGACGGACAACGGCUACAUCAUCCCGCUGCCCGACCCGGUAACCCCCGAGGAGAGAGCGGACGCCGGAGAUCCAGCAGAGGAGCCCUCGAGUGUGCCAGCUGCAGGGACAAGGCCAAGCUCCCUCGUCUGUGGCGAGAGCCAGGAGCCGACCAAUUUGUGUGAUCUUCCUCAGACGACUGAAGACUGCAGACAACUUGAGAUGGACACUGAAGCUGAGGGCAGUCAACCUGAGGUGGAGGACAGCUUCCUGUGAUUGGUGGGCCGGCUCUCACCACCGUUCCAGAACCUUUUAUCACACAAAAUACAACCCUGCUGGAGAAAUCCCAGAUUAGUCCAUUGCCUGAUCCAUCCUGAGAUUCCUCAGGAAUGCUGAGGUAACACCGUGAAAAUGAUGAAGUCGUGAAUCUCUCUGGAAAAGGUCAAUGUGAGCCACGGAACUGGGCGUUAGACUCGGGGAGGUCUGCACUUCUGGGAAUGUGGACCCCUGAUUCUCUGUGUCCAGUCCUUCCCACCCCACUGGGAAUGACCAUUCUCUGUGUCCAGUCCUUCCCACCCCACUGGGAAGGCCAGUCUGUGUGUCCAAUCCUUCCCACCCCACUGGGAAUGACCAUUCUCUGUGUCCAGUCCUUCCCACCCCACUGGGAAUGACCAUUCUCUGUGUCCAAUCCUUCCCACCCCACUGGGAAUGACCAUACUCUGUGUCCAGUCCUUCCCACCCCACUGGGAAGGCCAGUCUGUGUGUCCAAUCCUUCCCACCCCACUGGGAAUGACCAUUCUCUGUGUCCAAUCCUUCCCACCCCACUGGGAAUGACCAUUCUCUGUGUCCAGUCCUUCCCACCCCACUGGGAAUGACCAUUCUCUGUGUCCAAUCCUUCCCACCCUGCCUCUUCUUCCUCAGCCACCACUCGUACUAGAUGCGAUAGGCCCCAACAGCAGCUCAGCAGAGUCCUCUGUCUUGGACCAAGAGAAGGUUGAUCAGCUCUGUGGCUUCUGCUUUCACCAUAUGACUUCAUACGUCUUCUAAGUGAAGACCCUUCUCUCCCAGGGAUGAGGUCUUUGGAGCUUCUGUUGGCAAUUUCAGGGUUUUUACAGGAUGGAGUUAGCCCCAGGUCCAACCCUCCUCCUCUCACAGCCGGGCCUGGGGCCAUCCGUUGUGGAGUUUCUCACCGCGAUGGGAUGGACAUCCUGCUUGUCCAGUUCUCCCCUCUGAUCAUCAUGUGUGUCCAAGCCUUCCCAGCCCAGUGGGGGUGGACAUUGCCAAAGAUCAGCCAUGGCUCCAGCUCCCAGAAAUUCCUCCUGGUGCUUAUGAGUCUCAAAAGCAUAAACACGCACAGUCUUCCUUCAAACUGCAGGACCCCUCUCCCCGUCUCAAAAGUGUUGGGCCCAUCUCUCCUCAAAGCUGAGGUGCCCUGUCCCUCCCUGUCUCCCCUCCCUAUCUCCUUUCCCAAUUGCAGGACACACCCCAAUUCCCUUCCAAACUGAGGGACCACGACCCUGCGAUCUGCCCUCCAAAGUGAGGGACCCUCUCAUCCCCUCCAAAUGGAGAGACCUACUCCUCGACAUUGCUCCUCCAAAGUGAGGGACCUGUCACUGCCCGUCUCCCAACACACAGGGGUGAUUCCUCCACUCAGCCUCUGCUUCUUGCUGCUUCGAACCACCUUCCCUCUGCUUGGCUGCCCUUAUGCUGAGGGACCUCUCUCCUGUGCAGAGAAAACGAAUGCCAGAAGCCCUCAGUAGGCUGGUUGAGUGUUAACACUUACUGCUCUCCAUAGCCGCAGCCCUGCCGAGUGCUUUCUCUCCUCCCUCUGUCUCUCCUCAAACUGAGAAGCUCCUCCCCUCCAUCACUCCUUUCAAACUGUUCUACCUAUCACCUCCCAGCUUCUUACUUCAACUUGCCUUCCCCUCGCCUGGCCUCACCUAUCACCUCCCAGCUUGUACUCUCUCCCCCUCCUCCUUAUUCCGGAUCUUCCCCCUUCCUUUCCAGUCCUGAUGAAGGGUCUCAGCCCAAAACGUUGACUCUUUAUUCAUUUCCAUCGAUGCUGCCUGACCUGCUGAAUUUCCCCAGCAUACUGUGCGUUGUCUGUCUCCCUGCUCUCUUUCCCCUGACCCCUUAUGGUGGUGGUUUGGACUUCUAACAACAUUUUUCAUUCGUAAGCAAACUACCUCCCACCCACAUCAGAAUCAUCUUUGGGUUUGAAAUCCAGGGACCCUGACCGUGGCUCAAACGUUUGUCUUAUAUUAAGAUACACAUAGCUAAAACCAGUACAGUAUUAGAGUGUAGGAUUAAAGAGAGAGAGAGAAUUCGCUGUACUAUCAAAUCUUUUGAACUUUCAUGAACUGAAUAUGAAAAUAUGAAUCUUUUAGGGACCACUUAGUAACUUUUCUGAACAUCUAACUAUGGAUUUCUAAUCAGAAGAACCUUAUCCCUGGAUCUAAUCUGGAGCAAAACAUUUUCAGGGUAAUAUUAUCCAGACAAAAGCUAGAUUAAAGUGUUAUAGUUUGUACAAUAAUGCAAUAUUAGAAUUUAUCCCAGCCAAUUACAGUCACCUUAUAGAUAGAUAUUUUUGCACAAAAUGAAAUUAUAUAAAGGAACUAUUUUUCUCUUUAUCUUGUUUUAAGCAAAACUUGUAAAUAUUUGUGAAUGCCGGUUUUGUUAUUGGUGUCGUAGAUGCUUGGGUCUAAAUGUGUAGGGGUUGCAUCUGCUGAAAGGAGAUUCCUCCUUCACUCCCUCUCCACACACAUCAAACCGGGAGCUCAUGUCGCUGAAACGUUAGACCGAGCCUGCAGUUGGGAACUCAACAACAGAGGCUCAGAACCACACUCGGGUUUAUUAUCACUGUGACAUAAAAUGUUACCUUACUACAACAGUACAAUACAGAGACGUAAAAAUUUCUAUAAAUUACAAAAAAUAUAUAGAUACUGCAUUUAAACAAAAGAAAUAAGGAGGUUUGGUUCACAGAAGAUGGGAAAAAGCUGUUCCUAAAACAUUGAGUGUGUCUCUUCAGGUUCUCCACCUAUCACCUCCCAGUCUCACUUCAUCCCCCUCCCCACCCACCCACCUUCCCCCUCACCUGGUCUCACCUAUCACCUCCCAGUGUCUCACUUCAUCCCCUCCCCACCCACCCACCUUCCCCCUCACCUGGUCUCACCUAUCAUCUCCCAGUGUCUCACUUCAUCCCCCUCCCCACCCACCCACCUUCCCCCUCACCUGGACUCACCUAUCACCUCCCAGUGUCUCACUUCAUCCCCUCCCCACCCACCCACCUUCCCCCUCACCUGGUCUCACCUAUCAUCUCCCAGUGUCUCACUUCAUUCCCCCCUCCCCACCCACCUUCCCCCUCACCUGGUCUCACCUAUCACCUCCCAGUCUCACUUCAUCCCCCUCCCCACCCACCCACCUUCCCCCUCACCUGGUCUCACCUAUCACUUCCCAGUCUCACUUCUUUCCCCCUCCCCACCCACCUUCCCCCUCACCUGGUCUCAUCUAUCACUUCCCAGUGUCUCACUUCAUCCCCCUCCCCACCCACCCACCUUCCCCCUCACCUGGUCUCACCUAUCACCUCCCAGUGUCUCACUUCAUUCCCCCUCCCUCACCUUCCCCCUCACCUGGUCUCACCUAUCACCUCCCAGUGUCUCACUUCAUCCCCUCCCCACCCACCCACCUUCCCCCUCACCUGGUCUCACCUAUCACCUCCCAGUGUCUCACUUCAUCCACCUCCCCACCCACCCACCUUCCCCCUCACCUGGUCUCACCUAUCACCUCCCAGUGUCUCACUUCAUCCACCUUCCCCCUCACCUAUCACCUCCCAGUGUCUCACUUCAUCCCCUCCCCCACCCACCCACCUUCCCCCUCACCUGGUCUCACCUAUCACCUCCCAGAGUCUCACUUCAUCCACCUCCCCACCCACCCACCUUCCCCCUCACCUGGUCUCACCUAUCACCUCCCAGUGUCUCACUUCAUCCACCUUCCCCCUCACCUAUCACCUCCCAGUGUCUCACUUCAUCCCCUCCCGCUCCCUCACCCACCUUCCCCCUCACCUGGUCUCACCUAUCACCUCCCAGUGUCUCACUUCAUCCCCUCCCCACCCACCCACCUUCCCCCUCACCUGGUCUCACCUAUCACCUCCCAGUGUCUCACUUCAUCCCCUCCCCAACCACCCACCUUUCCCCUCACCUGGUCUCACCUAUCACCUCCCAGUGUCUCACUUCAUCCCCCUCCCCCACCAACCCACCUUCCCCCUCACCUGGUCUCACCUAUCACCUCCCAGUGUCUCACUUCAUCCCUCUUCCCCACCCACCCACCUUCCCUCUCACCUGGUCUCACCCAUCACCUCCCAGUGUCUCACUUCAUCCCCCUCCCCACCCAUCCACCUUCCCCCUCACCUGUCACCUGUUAGCUUGCACUCCUUUCUUCCCCCCCAUCUUAAUCUGAAUUCUGACCCUUCCUUUCCCAUCCUGAUGAAGGGUCUCAGCCCAAAACGUCGACUGUUUAUUCCUCUCCAUAGAUGCUGCCAGAGCAACUGAGUUCCUUCAGCAUUUUGUGUGUGUGUGAGUGUGUGUGUGUGUGUGUGUGUGUGUGUGUGUCUGUGUGUGUGUGAGUGUGUGUGUGUGUGUGUCUGUGUGUGUGUCUGUGUGUGUGUGUGUGUGUGUGUGUGUGUGUGUGUGUGUGUGUGUCUAGACUACCCCUUUGUCAUUUGCCCCAGCAGUAGGAGGCACAGAACACUGGCCAUGCAACAUCACAGGACAGAACAGGCUCUUCGGCCCACAAUGCUUUAACCUACUCCAGGAUAUUAGAGAUACAGUGCGGAACACGUCCUUACGGCCCUUUGAGCCAUGCUGUGAGCUACCCACCAAUUAACCCUAGAUUAAUCACGGGUCAAUUUUACAAUGACCUAUUAACCCACCAACCAGUACAUCUUUGGACUGUGGGAGGAAACCAGAGAACCCAGAGGAAAGCCACGUGUUCCACAGGGAGGGCAUACAAACUCCUUACAGACAGGAUGAACUCUGAACUCCGAUGCCCCGAGUGUUGCGCUGUCCAGUCUGAGGUCAAUCUAGCCCUUCCCCCCCACAUAGCCCUCUAUUUUCUGACAUCAUGUGCCAUCAUUUCUUAAAUGUCCCUAACAUAUCUGCCUCUACCACACACCCACCACUCUCUGUCUAACUUACCUCUGACAUCUCUCCUAUACUUUCCUCCAAUCACCUUAAACUGAUGCCAUUUGCACCCUGGGGAAAAGGUGCUGACUGUCACUUCCUGCUGCAUUUUGUGUGUACCACUCUAUCGGUGCCCGUGGGUUCGGUUAGUGUGCUGUGGAAUGCCAUGUUGGCCUGAAGCAUGGUGACCCUCGCGGGCUGCCCCCAGCACAUCCCCACUCAUUUGAUUUGACCGAAACUACGCAUCUCACUGUACGUCUCGAUGUUCAUGUGACAAAUAAAGCUACUCUCUAAUCUUUUCAUCUUUAUACACCUCUCUGAAGUCAUCACAGCCUCCCUCACUCUAAAGCAGGGUUUAGAACCAUAGAACACUACAGCACAGUACAGGCCCUUCAGCCCUCCAUGUUGUGCCGACCCAUAUUAUCCUUAAAAAAAGUACUAAACCCACACUACCCCAUAACCUUCCAUUUUUCUUUCAUCCAUGUGCCUGUCCAAGAGGUUCUUAAAUUCCCCUAAUGUUUUAGCCUCCACCACCAUCCCUGGCAAGUCAUUUCAGGCACUCACAACCCUCUGCAUAAAAAACUUACCCCUGAUGUCUCCCUUAAACUUCCCUCCCUUAAUUUUGUACAUAUGUUCCCAAAAUUGUACAUAUAUUUUGUACAAAGGUUCCCAACCUUUUGAAUGCCAUGAACUAAAACAUUAAGCAAGAGGUCCGUGGACUCCAGGUUAGGAACCUUUGCUCCAAAGAGAAAAGCCCCUGCUCGCUCAACCUAUCCUCAUAAAACAGGCUCUCUAAUCCAGCAGCAUCCUGGUGAAUCCCCUCUACACCCUCUCUAAUCCAGACAGCAUCCUGGUGAAUCUCCUCUGCACCCUCUCUAAUCCAGGCAGCGUCCUGGUGAAUCUCCUCUGCACCCUCUCUAAUCCAGGCAGCAUCCUGCUGAAUCUCCUCUGCACCCUCUCUAAUCCAGGCAGCAUCCUGGUAAAUCUCCUCUGCACCCUCUCUAAUCCAGACAGCAUCCUGGUAAAUCUCCUUUAAAUACUCUCUAAUCCAGGCAGCAUCCUGGUAAAUCUCCUCUGCACCCUCUCUAAUCCAGGCAGCAUCCUGGUGAAUCUCCUCUGCACCCUCUCUAAUCCAGGCAGCAUCCUGGUAAAUCUCCUCUGCACCCUCUCUAAUCCAGGCAGCAUCCUGGUGAAUCUCCUCUGCACCCUCUCUAAUCCAGACAGCAUCCUGGUAAAUCUCCUCUGCACCCUCUCUAAUCCGGGCAGCAUCCUGGUGAAUCUCCUUUGCGCCCUCUCCAAUCCAGGCAGCAUCCUGGUGAAUCUCCUCUGCACCCUCUCUAAUCCAGACAGCAUCCUGGUAAAUCUCCUUUAAACACUCUCUAAUCCAGACAGCAUCCUGGUGAAUCUCCUCUGCACCCUCUCUGAAGCUUCCACAUCCUCUCUGUAAUGAGAGAACCAGAAUUGAACACAAUACUCCAAGUGUGGGCUAAUUCUGGAGGUCAUGUGUUAAGGCAAGAUUAGGUAGGUUUGAGUAAGAUAUGCAAGACAAGUUUCUUCACACAGAAGAGGGUGCAGCAUUUUAUCAAAGAGAAAGAGAAAAUGAUUAUAGCUGAGUCCUAACUUAUUCACCCUUCCCUUGCGUUCUUUUAUCUUUACAGAUUCUAGUCUUUGCACUCUCCCUCAGCCACACAUUGAAUGCUGGAGGAACUCAGCGGGUCAGGCAGUGUCUGCAGAGGGAAAAAGACAGUUUUCAUUUCAGGUUGAGGCUCUUCAUGAGGGCUGAGCUCAACAUACCUGCAGUGCAGACACAGGAGGGGCUCUGUAGUCUGUUGUGUGCCUGCCUGGCUGCACGUUGGCUUCUAAAUCAGACCAGGCUGGCAGGAUCACUAGGGCAGGUGUAUCACCUCCCCACCUAUGCCUACUCUCACUCACAUCCUGUUUGACACCAAAUGUUUAAGAGGGGCAACAGGGAAACAGGAUAAGCCCAAACACACAAAAUUCUAAAGAUGCUAGGGAACAGAGAAGAUUUAAACUCCUUCAGGGUAGGCAUACCUCAAAGAGACUUCGCCGAUGAGACCUGAUGAAGAGUCUCAGCCUGUUUAUUCCCCUCCAUAGAUUCUGCCUGGCCUGCUGAGUUCUCCAGCAUUUCAGAAACACAAGAGAUUCUGCAGAUGCUGGAAAUCCGAGCAACACACACAAAAUGCUGGAGGAACUCAGCAGGUCAGGCAGCAUCUACGGAGAGGGAUAAAGAGUGAUGUUUUGGACCAAGACCCUUCACCAGGACUGUUCAUCCCUCCACCAUUUUGUGUAUGUUGCUGAAGGCCCUUCAGUAACAUCAUAACUGAUGCAAACUUGGCUUCAACCCCACUUCUGCCCAUCUACCUUGAUGAUCAAAUAUCUGGUAAAUUGGUUUAUUCUCAUCACACGUACUGAGAUACAGUGAAAAGCUUGUCUUGCACACAGUUCAUAUAGAUCAGAUCAUUACACUGUGCAUUGAGGUAGAACAAGGGAAAACAAUAACAGAAUGCAGAAUAAAGUGUCACAGUUACAGAGUAAGUGCAGUGCAGGCAGACAAUAAGGUGCAAGGUCAUAAUGAGGUAUAUUGUGAGUCCACCUUAUCAUACAAGAGGUCUGUUCAAGACUCUGAGAACAGUGGGAUAGAAGCUGUCCUUGAGCUUGCUGGUACUUGCUUUCAUGCUUUUGUAUCUUUUGCUGAUGGGCGAGGGGAAAGAAGAGAGAAUAUCUGCCUUGAAUUUCACACCCUUUGCCCAUUGCAGUGAAAAUCAGGACCAACGCCUGCCUCUGAAUGUCUAAUUGAGUCUGAGGCCCUCCCUUGGUCAGAGUCAACCAUAGCUGUUGUGUCAUAGCUGUCCACAUGAUACACAAGCCAGGGCAGUACGAUAUAGAGAGUGAGCUGUUGCCCAUGUAGCAGGCUCCCCCUCUCCAUGCAGAUGAUAAAUCCAAAGGAGCUACAGAGACCGACACAGUUUGGCACCAGCAGCAUUGCUGGAGUUGCCAGUCAGCGUCGAACCCAACAUAGGACUGUCUUAGGGACUCCAGCUCUGGACUUUUCCUCAGGGUUUACCCCCAAGGGGUAUAGCUGAAAAGCAGCCUAAGUUUGAGAUCAGAGUUUUCCUUCUCCUAGAAGAGCUGCCAAUCACGGCUAAUGAGCCCCAUCUGCCCGAAGCGACUGGUUUUAAGGCUCCAGUAAGCCGCCUUUGCCUCUUCUCCUGUCAGUUCCGCUGGGCUCAGUACCUAAGCGACAAGUGAAGGUUAGGAGGUUGUCAGAGGCUAUUUGAGAAGCAUUUAAUAGCUAAUGGGAGCUGGUCCUCAAUACCCCACCACCCCACAGUUUGUGGGUUUGUCGACAAAUGAAACAACGUUCCUCCGGACCAAGGUGCACAGCACAGUACAUAUAAAUCUCACACAACAUAUGAAGUAAUAUUACCACAAAUAAAUUAACAAAUAACAAAGUGCAUUUACAACACAAGUUUUAAAAAGUAAACAGUAUAACACUACUGGUGGUUCACACGUGAUGAGACCUGGGGGGUGGCAGGGAGUUCAGUCGUCUCACAGUCUGGGGGAAGAAGCUGUUUCCCAUCCUAACAGUUCAUGUCCUAAUUCUACAGUACAUACUGCCUGAUGGUAGGGGGUCAAGGAGAUUGUUGGACAGAUCAUCGACAAUGCUAACAGCCCUGCAUAAGCAGUGCUCCUGAAAAAAAUAACUCUGAUGGGUGGAAGAGAGACCCCGAUGAUCCUCUAAUCAGCCCUCGUAAUCCUUUGUGGGGACUUAUGGACAGAUAUCUUGUGUUUCCUGUACCAGGUAGUACUGCAGCUGGUAAGGACUGGUGCUCCUAUAAAAAUUGGUUAGAAUGGGAGCAGGGACUCGCCUCAACGUCAACUGUCCAUUUCCCUCCAUAGAUGCUACCUGACCCUCUGAGUUCCUCGACAAUUUUUGUGUGUCCCCUCCCACACGAAUCCAUCCAAGGCUGACCCAUUAACUACGGCACCACGUUUCGAAGUUGCUUUGAGUCUGAUUUCUCUCUGAAUGCGUUAAGUGACUGAGCAGUCUUGCAGGGAGAUGUAGUUAGUUUCACAUAGGUAUUUGAUCCCAAUAAUGGUACGAACAAUAUUUUAAAAUCAUUUGUAACUGUGUUCAUUUAGAAUGUGUAUGUGUUAAAUGUGAGAAGAGUUUUGAUACUUGCCCUAUUGGUCUGUAAUGUACUGUUCAUUUAUCUUUUUAACAGAAUAAACACAUAUUUUCUAGCAA